CAGAGUCAACUGUUCAUUUUAUUUCAAAAUUGGAGCUUGUCGUCAUGGAGACAGAUGUUCUCGGUUGCACAACAAACCAACAUUUAGCCAGGAAGCGAUGCUGUUGUAAGCUUGCCUGUAGUAGAGACCAACCAGUGCUAACUUUCAGACCAUCUUGAUUCAAAACAUCUAUCGUAACCCCCAAAACAGUGCACAGACGGCUGACGGCUCACACUACCAUUGCCCUCUUGAACAUUUACCGUAACCCUCAAAACUCUUCCCAGUCUGCUGACGGUUUGCGCUGUGCUGUGAGCGAUGUUGAGAUGCAGGAACAUUAUGAUGAAUUCUUUGAGGAGGUCUUCACAGAAAUGGAAGAAAAAUAUGGUGAAGUUGAGGAGAUGAAUGUUUGUGAUAACCUUGGAGAUCAUCUAGUUGGAAAUGUAUACGUAAAGUUUCGCCGUGAAGAAGAUGCGGAAAAGGCUGUGAUUGACCUGAACAAUCGCUGGUUUAAUGGACAGCCCAUUCAUGCUGAGCUUUCACCUGUGACUGACUUCAGAGAGGCCUGUUGCCGUCAAUAUGAAAUGGGAGAGUGUACACGAGGAGGUUUCUGCAACUUUAUGCAUUUGAAGCCCAUUUCUCGAGAGUUAAGACGUGAGUUGUAUGGGCGGCGUCGUAAAAAGCAUAGAUCCAGGUCGAGGUCCCGUGAACGUCGGUCUAGAUCCAGAGAUCGUGGUCGUGGAGGUGGUGGUGGAGGAGGAGGAGGACGUGAACGUGAUAGGAGGCGGUCAAGAGAUCGUGAAAGAUCUGGUCGAUUCUGAGCCAUGCCAUUUUUACUGUAUGUCUGCUAGAAAGUGUUGUAGUUUGACCAAACAAGUUCAUAAUGAGAUUUUUUUUAAAGAUGGGCUUCUGAAUAAAAAAUUUGUAGUGAUACAGUAUUCUUUGUGUAACUUGUUUCUUGUGGGGGGAGUCUUUUUAACUGUCAUUCCUCUUAUCUUGACAAAUACCUGGAUUAACUAUGCCUGAGGGAAAGGUGGUAAAUGUAUUGGAGGAGCGCCAGUUUUGGUUUUGUUUUUUUUUUAUUCGGGUAUAAUUUGAACUGUUGAUGAAAAUGUGUGUGUAUAUAAUAUAAAAUAUUAUAUACAUAAUAAAAAUAAUAUACUGCUUAAGAAACAGUUACUCACAUAAGUUUCCCUUUUCUGCUAUGCUGUCUGCUUAUUUAGGUUAGUUUAGGCACAUUAAAAGGAAGGCUGUGCAAAAUGCAUUUAUUUACCAAGUAGAAACGCUUAGUUACAAAAAUGUAUGUUUGUUUGUUACCAGAAGUCUGUGCUCUGUCUAUCAAUGUGACUGUGGCAUUUACAAUAAAUCCAAUUUCUUGGUGUAAAAUCUAAAGCCUAUUUUCUAAGCACUCUGGAGUAGUUGAGUUACUACUCCUGGCUGUGCCAGAGUUCAUAGUUCAGGUUUUUUUAUGACUCCUGACUAAAUUCCUUGUCUUUGGCCGGAAAGAAAGUUUCCUAGUGCAGUGUCAAAAAAAGUAGUAUUUUUAUUGGAAUGAUUCAUAACAGGCAGGUGAGGUUUUUAAAAACGCUCAUGCUCCAUGCAAUAUGAUACAUAGGAUCUAUUGAAGGAAAUACUAGGUCCUAAAUACAAGGACCAAAUUUCUUAAGAGACUGACUUUUUUUUUUUUACUCUAUGUUCUCUUACCCGUCAUUUAAUGAAAAGCAUUUUGUUAGCAUUCAAGGUCAUAGGAAACUAAUUGGAUGCUAGUGUAAAAUAUUUUUUUUGCCUUUACUCACUUUCUGAUGGUCUGAAAUGCAAUAAAAGCUAAUGGAUAGAUGGCAGUUUCUUCACAAAUAAGACAUUUUUCUGUCUGAAUUUUAACUGAGUUGUACAACAGCUAUAUAUUGGAGGUUGUGUAUCUCUUAAGGAGUUAAAGCUCUAAGUGAAAUGUUGCUGGAACAUCUUGAGACAAUUUGUACAGCAGCUGACUUGCAAUUUAGCUUCAUGUCUACUUUUAUUCAAAGUGUAGUGUACUAAGAAAUUUUUGUCAGUGGUCACAUUUCUGCAAGGUACAACUUUAUGGACAUGAAGCUAUGUAAUACAAUAUAGCUUUCCAAUGGGGGAGAGAACUUAACUAGUGCUUUUUUAGUUCUAAGUCAGAUAACUUGCUUAAUGAUAAAUCUGCUCCCUGAUUUAAAAAAAAGAAAAGAAAGGAUACAGAAGUGUCACACAGCCAGAUUAACAAACCA
Athene cunicularia (burrowing owl) is the source of this 2225-nucleotide messenger RNA. RefSeq names its product U2 small nuclear RNA auxiliary factor 1 (gene U2AF1). NCBI's taxonomy places the organism in Eukaryota, Metazoa, Chordata, Aves, Strigiformes, Strigidae. Gene Ontology annotation, cellular component: spliceosomal complex; U2AF complex. Gene Ontology annotation, molecular function: metal ion binding; pre-mRNA 3'-splice site binding. The transcript is spliced from 9 exons. The record is from RefSeq and is a predicted model, not a curated record. Gene Ontology annotation, biological process: mRNA splicing, via spliceosome. The coding region runs from base 303 to 797 and encodes 164 amino acids.